AUGGUAUCCACAGAGGGAGGGACAUGUGAGGUCAUUGCAGCACACCGAUGUUGCAACAAGAACCGCAUUGAGGAGCGUUCCCAGACUGUCAAGUGCUCUUGUUUACCGGGAAAAGUGGCCGGAACAACACGGAACAAACCCUCUUGUGUAGACGCCUCCAUCGUGAUUGGGAAGUGGUGGUGUGAGAUGGAGCCGUGUCUGGAGGGAGAGGAGUGUAAGACACUACCAGACAACUCCGGCUGGAUGUGUUCCUCUGGGAACAAGAUCAAGACCACAAGGAACACCCAGCCAUAUUCAACUUUUUAGUUCUGAGGGCCACCGAAGCUGGCUCGCCAGAAGCUCAGUGGCGUCCUUCUCCUCAUCAAG
Messenger RNA from Carassius auratus (goldfish), 366 nucleotides. RefSeq names its product protein FAM19A1. Gene Ontology annotation, molecular function: receptor ligand activity. The transcript is spliced from 4 exons. NCBI's taxonomy places the organism in Eukaryota, Metazoa, Chordata, Actinopteri, Cypriniformes, Cyprinidae. Gene Ontology annotation, biological process: neuroblast differentiation; regulation of neuroblast proliferation. Bases 1 to 306 code for a protein of 101 amino acids. The record is from RefSeq and is a predicted model, not a curated record.